AUGAAGAUCUUCACAGCUGAAAUAGCGCUACUAGCGUGUCUAGUCCUUGGGGCAAGGAAAGGAUCCAGCAGCCUGCUAACGGAGGAUUGCGGCACCACCAAGCACCCAUCGAGAGUUCGGCGGGUAGUUGGAGGUGAAGAUGCCGACAGGUUCGCCAAUCCCUGGAUGGUCUUGGUGCUCGGUCAAGAAAAUAAAAUCUGUGGCGGUUCGCUUAUCACACGCCUUUUUGUGCUGACUUCAGCGACUUGCGUCACAUCGUCGCCCAAACAAGUGGUCUUGGGCGAAUACGACAGAAACUGCACCACUGCGGAUUGCAUGUCCAGUCGCCAAGUGAUUGACAUCAGUCAGCGGUUUAGUCAUGAUGAAUUCGACAUGCAAAGCGUAGGCAAAUAUGAUAUUGGUCUCAUUCGGUUGGCAAGGAAGGUGUUGAUCUCAGACUAUAUCAGGCCGAUUUGCCUGUCCGUUGAUCUUCGGGUGGGACGUGGUGCUCGAUCCUUCACUGCCACCGGUUGGGGCAGAACCCAUUCAAGCGACACAAGCAACAUUCUACAGAAAGUCACUCUGAGGAAGCUCAAUAGAAGGUCUUGCACGGGCAUGUUUUGGAUGAAACUCGAUGCAUCCCAGUUAUGCGUUGGCGGUUUAAACAAGGACACUUGUUUUGGGGAUUCUGGAGGCCCGUUGACCGUAAAGUCUCGUACGGAUGGUAGCGGACAUGGGAAAAGAAAAUCUCGGACUUUCCUGGUCGGCAUGGCCAGCUUUGGAUCUCACUCUUGCAGUGGAGUCGGCGUUUACACAAAUGUCGAGCACUAUAUGGACUGGAUUGUAAAUACUAUUCACGAAAGCAAUAUGAAUUCAUCGCAAGCCAGUCAUGUGCGGAAGUCAACUGCAGUGGAUUUCGACUUCACAACCAACUAAUGUAAGCAACUAAUUUCUUUAAAUUGCAAAUACAUAAUAAAGUCGUGU
Molecule: messenger RNA, 963 nt
Organism: Drosophila teissieri
Lineage: Eukaryota; Metazoa; Arthropoda; Insecta; Diptera; Drosophilidae
Product: CLIP domain-containing serine protease B15-like
Exons: 4
Coding region: 1-915 (304 amino acids)
Biological process (GO): proteolysis
Molecular function (GO): serine-type endopeptidase activity
Source: RefSeq, a predicted model, not a curated record